Messenger RNA from Hippocampus zosterae (dwarf seahorse), 1406 nucleotides. It is a transcript of the gene senp8, whose product is annotated as SUMO peptidase family member, NEDD8 specific. The record is from RefSeq and is a predicted model, not a curated record. Gene Ontology annotation, biological process: proteolysis. The transcript has a single exon. Gene Ontology annotation, molecular function: deNEDDylase activity; cysteine-type peptidase activity. Lineage: Eukaryota; Metazoa; Chordata; Actinopteri; Syngnathiformes; Syngnathidae. Bases 103 to 729 code for a protein of 208 amino acids.
AGAUGUGAAUAACAUCUGAUUCACAAAUAUGAAUGUGGUAGAACAAGAUAACGCAGCGUUUAAAAAUGUAUUUGGCUGACACUUGGUAUGUGUGUUUGAAGGAUGGAUCCUGUCGUGCUGAGCUUUCAGAAUAGCCUGCUUCGACGCUCUGACGUGUCUCUCCUCGAAGGACCCCACUGGCUUAACGACCAAAUCAUCGGAUUUGCCUUUGAGUACUUUGCCAGUGAGCGUUUUCGACUCUUGGGGGAGAGUGUCGUCUUUGUCAGCCCAGAGGUUACCCAGUUUGUCAAGUGUGCUUCCUGCCCAGAGGAGUUGGCUAUGUUUCUUGACCCUCUGGAUCUGGCUUCACGUCGUCGUGUCUUCCUGGCUGUGAAUGACAACAACGACCAGAGCGCUGGAGGGUCACACUGGAGCCUUCUGGUGUAUCAUCAUAAGUCCAACAACUUUGCUCACUAUGACUCUCAAAAUGGCAGCAACUCUCUGCACGCCCGUCUCAUUGCUAGCAAGCUAGAACCCUUGUUGGGUGCAGGAAGAAAGCCUGUGUUUCAGGAGCAACCCACUCCUGUACAAGAGAACAGCUAUGAUUGUGGAAUGUAUGUCAUCUGUAUAGCUGAGGCCUUAUGUGAGAAGCCACACCUGGCUUUGCAAACUCUCACCCCAGCCUUUAUUAAGCAGAAGAGAGCAGAAUGGUGCAUAAUAAUCCAGAGUCUCGCUCACAGCGAACUCUGAUGCGCUCUGACUUCUCCUUGGUACCAAACUCGCCUCAUGCAGAACUACAUUUAAAUGAUUGGAUCAAAUCAUUGGUACGCCAUCCUUAAUGAAAGAAAAAUUGUCACUGGUCACUAAAAUAAAGGACAAAAAUGAAAUGAAUGAAAAUGAUAAAUUUGGUCAGUUUGUAGUUAUUUCAGAGGCCAUUGUCGGUUUUCUAUCAUUAAUAAACGGCGCCAAUAAUUUUGUCCAAGUAUGUAUCGUCUGCUGGAGUCGUAGAUGCACUCAUUAAAUAAAGCUAAUCUUAUUUAUUUCAAUGGUAGUCAGUCUGCAAUGGAAGAAAGUGACAAUAUUUUGACUCUUUUAUGAUUCAUUCAACUCACGCCGUCAUGUUUAUCUUUAAUGUAAGCACUGCAAAACGUGAUACGUAAACCCAAGAACACCAGCAUGCCUAUAAAAAGGCAUGAAGUCUCUUGUACAUUUUAAGUGAGGACAAAACAACGGCAGCCGAAUCUGUCACUUUACUCCAUUUUGUGAGUUUGGGGCAAAAGUGAAAAUGUUAACACAGAUUAAAGGUCAUUGUCAGAUUAACAAGAAUUGAUAGAAUGUGACUUUGAUUCCAAGCCUUGGUUGUCAUGGGAUGUCGGCAGCAUUGGUGGGUUGAAACAUUAUUUUAAUAAAUCAGUUUUAUCCUCAAA